Plasmodium adleri (nom. inval.) is the source of this 942-nucleotide messenger RNA. RefSeq names its product malate dehydrogenase. The record is from RefSeq and is a predicted model, not a curated record. The coding region runs from base 1 to 942 and encodes 313 amino acids. The transcript has a single exon. Gene Ontology annotation, biological process: carboxylic acid metabolic process. Gene Ontology annotation, molecular function: oxidoreductase activity, acting on the CH-OH group of donors, NAD or NADP as acceptor. Lineage: Eukaryota; Apicomplexa; Aconoidasida; Haemosporida; Plasmodiidae.
AUGACUAAAAUUGCCUUAAUAGGUAGUGGUCAAAUCGGAACAAUUGUUGGGGAAUUGUGCUUGAUGGAAAAUUUUGGAGACCUUGUUUUAUAUGAUGUAGUCCCAGGUAUACCACAAGGAAAGGCUUUAGAUUUAAAACAUUUUAGUACCAUAUUAGGAGUAAAUAGAAACAUUGUUGGAACUAAUCAGAUCGAAGAUAUUAAGGAUUCAGAUAUAAUAGUGAUUACAGCAGGUGUACAAAGAAAAGAAGGAAUGACUAGAGAAGAUUUGAUAGGAGUCAAUGGAAAAAUAAUGAAAGGUGUAGCUGAAUCAGUUAAAUUACAUUGUUCCAAAGCUUUUGUUAUUUGUGUUAGUAACCCACUUGAUAUUAUGGUUAAUGUUUUUCAUAAGUUUAGUAAUUUACCUCAUGAAAAAAUUUGUGGUAUGGCAGGUAUAUUAGAUACUUCUAGAUAUCGUACAUUAAUUGCAGAAAAACUAAAAGUAUCAGCUGAAGACGUUAAUGCUGUUAUUUUAGGAGGACAUGGUGACUUAAUGGUACCCUUACAAAGAUAUACAUCUAUAAAUGGUGUUCCUUUAUCUGAAUUUGUAAAGAAAAAUAUGAUUAGCCAAAAUGACAUACAAGAAAUAAUUCAAAGAACCAGAAAUAUGGGUUCUGAAAUUAUUAAACUAGCCAAAGCAUCUGCCGCAUUUGCCCCUGCAGCUGCUAUUACUAAAAUGAUUAAAUCAUAUUUAUAUAAUCAAAGUAAUUUAUUUACAUGUGCUGUUUAUUUAAAUGGACAUUAUAAAUGUUCUAAUUUAUUUGUUGGAUCGACAGCUAAAAUUGAUAAUAAGGGGGUACACCCAGUUGAAUUCCCUUUAACAAAGGAGGAACAAGAUCUUUACACGGAAUCGAUAGCUAGCGUUAAAAGCAACACAGAAAAGGCUUUCGACUUAAUUAAAUAA